UGACAGACAUGAAGAACCUGGACCAGUAUGGACGCGGUCAUCUGGAGAGUUUGGUCUGUGCAUCCCUGUUCAGUCUGGUUUUGGUUCUGCUGGGACUCCUCAGCUCAGUCCAUGGCUGUCCUGGUGUCUGCACCUGCUAUGGGAACACCACUGACUGCUCCUCUGUCGGUCUUAUCUCUCUGACGCCCAUCCUAGCAGUGCUGGACCAGGACUCUCUGAUCCUCCGCCUACCCCAGAACAACCUCUCCUCUUUAGGUACAAUUGAGUUGUCAAACCUCAGCAGCCUGGAGCUCUUGGAUCUUUCCCAGAACCACUUUUCCACCUUGCAGCCUGGGGCUUUCUCAGGUCUGGGAGGCUUGCGCUGGCUCAACCUCUCUGCUAACUACCUCGGGAAGUGUCUGGUGAUGUCUGACCCCAACAACAGCACAGAACACCUGAAUGGAAGUCAGGGGAACUUUGGCCUGAAGAAAGAGGUUUUCAGGGGGCUGUGGCAGCUGCGAGGGCUCGACCUGUCUUACAAUGGCCUCCUUUGGUUGCCAAAGGGCUUACUGGAUAUGCUUCCAAGACUUGCCUGGCUUUCCCUGGCCAGCAACCGGCUGGUGACUCUUGAAAGAGUCACCUUCGAGCCCUUGGUGGGGCUGCAGCAACUCAAGCUAGUGGGAAAUCCCUGGAAGUGUGACUGCAAGCUGAGAGACUUCAAGCACUGGAUGGAGUGGUUGAUUUACAGGGGUGGGCAGGUAGAUGCCAUGCAGUGCAGUCUCCCUGGGGAUUUGAAGGGCAGGGACAUCCGCAGCGUGCCAGCGGAGAUGUUCAGCUACUGCCUGCAGACUCCCACCAAGGACGGCAAGUCGGUUUACGCCACCCGGCCACCAUGCCCGCCCGGCCGGGUCAGCAGCAACGAGGAAUGUGUUCGCCAACGCUACCGGCCCCUCAGUGUCCGCCGAGCACAUGGCACACAGGUAGUUGCAGGUGUUAUUUGUGGCACGGUGUGUGUCAUGAUGGUAGUGGCAGCAACUUACGGCUGUGUGUACGCCUCACUGAUGGCGCGAUACCAAAGGGAGAUGAAGAACCGCGGCCAGCCUCUAAUGGCUGAGUCCGGAGUCGAAACAGACCUGGAGGAUGGACAAAUGUCAUCUCUGACUUCGCCAGAAGACACUCCACCCAAAGAGAGCUGUGGCGUCGUGCACGGGUAUCGAAUCAGCAGCUUCUGACUGCUGCUGCUUACUGAGUUUAGAUCCUUUAGGAUUCACUGACUACUUCAGCUCCUCAGCUCUGAUCACUGAUGAGAUGACGUCUGAAGAGAGAAACCCUGCAACUCUGUGCUCAAAUCUCUGAUUGUACAGCUAAUGGACCAGACUAGAUUCAGUGAAUGCUGCAGCACCUCUUUUAAUGUAUGGAUGCUCUGUGAAUUGUUAUUCCCUGUGCUGCAUCUCUCAGCCAGCUUUUAACCUCCUCUAAAGCUGCUGAGUGGCACUUGAGCACCUUGAUUUCCCUUGAUCUGUUUUUGUUUCUCCUUUAGACAUAUGAAACACCUGUCCUCUAUUUGUAUUUGAGCCCAACAAGCACAAAAAGUACAAACGUGUGUGAACCUGUGAAAAG
Scatophagus argus is the source of this 1599-nucleotide messenger RNA. Its product is annotated as leucine-rich repeat and transmembrane domain-containing protein 2-like. Gene Ontology annotation, cellular component: plasma membrane. The transcript has 3 exons. The coding region runs from base 9 to 1211 and encodes 400 amino acids. The record is from RefSeq and is a predicted model, not a curated record. Gene Ontology annotation, molecular function: protein binding. NCBI's taxonomy places the organism in Eukaryota, Metazoa, Chordata, Actinopteri, Scatophagidae.